UAGAAAAAUGACGAGCUGGAUAUUUGUGACGAUCGUCUGCUGCUUGGUCAGUGGACUGCAGGCGCAAACCAACUAUUGCACCACAACUUACUGUUCUGCCGGAGUACCGAACGUCGGUUGUAAUCCGCCUGCAACAACUGGAGGUCCUGCUUGCGUUGGAAAGAGUCCUGCGGUCGUGGUGCUAGACUCCACUCUACAAUCGUUGAUUCUUUCCGAGCACAACACCCGUCGAUCCCAGCUUGCUGUAGGUCAGUUGGGAUUCCUUCCUGCAGCUAGAAUGCCCACGAUAACCUGGGAUGCGGAACUGGCAAAGCAAGCUGGCAACAACGCGCGUAGCUGUGUCUAUGGACAUGAUCGUUGUCGUAACACACCAGUCUAUGCAUGGGCCGGUCAGAACAUUGCUAUGUCGCAAUUUUACGGCAUGACUAAAACCACUUCUCAGUUGGUUCAGGAGGGUAUUAACGCUUGGUGGAGUGAAUACAACGUUACAAACCAAGGUCAACUCACUUACUAUCCUACUACUCCUCCAAGUUCUGUCAUUGGACAUUUCACCCAAAUGGCGAGCGAUAAAACUAACAAAAUGGGAUGCGCUAUGCAGUACUGGUUGGAUGGCCAGUGGAAAACGUACUACUUUGUUUGCAACUAUGCCGUCACGAACGUCGGCAAUCGUCCAACGUACAAAACUGGAACCGUCACCUCUGGAUGUAUUACGGGGAUCAAUCCAACGCUGAACGGACUGUGUUCGACUGCCGAAGUCAUUAAUCCUGUUCCCAACUAAUUUAAUGCGCUAGAAUUAAGCUCUAAUGUGACAGACGUUGUCCGAAAUGAAUGAAUUAUGCAUUGAAGAGACGAGGUCAUAUUGCAGAUUCGAUUUUUUUUGUCUUUUUAUCAAGCUGUUAAAAUAAAAUUUGAAUUUGCAAUCCAAA
Anopheles funestus (African malaria mosquito) is the source of this 926-nucleotide messenger RNA. RefSeq names its product antigen 5 like allergen Cul n 1-like. The record is from RefSeq and is a predicted model, not a curated record. The transcript is spliced from 3 exons. The coding region runs from base 8 to 778 and encodes 256 amino acids. Lineage: Eukaryota; Metazoa; Arthropoda; Insecta; Diptera; Culicidae.